This is a messenger RNA of Funneliformis geosporum, 606 nucleotides long. Lineage: Eukaryota; Fungi; Glomeromycota; Glomeromycetes; Glomerales; Glomeraceae. The record is from the annotation of a GenBank genome assembly.
AUGACGAUUUUGUUUGCGGGACACGAAACUACGAGCAGUGUAACGUCUUGGGCUUUGUAUCUACUUGCAAAACAUCCACAUGUUCAGGAUAAAUUACGUGAAGAGUUGGUAAAAGCUUUUCCCGAUAAAUCAAUAUUUAAUCCCAACUUUGACGAAAUUAAUUCUUUGGAAUACCUUAAUUGCGUAGUUAAAGAAACGUUAAGAUUAAAUCCUGCAGUUUCGAUUCUUCAACGUUCUAAUAUCAAAGAUAUGAUUAUUGACGGGCAUUUUGUUCCAAAAGGUUCUACAAUUGAUAUCCCAAUUGCGACAAUUCAGAGAUUACCUUCGAUUUGGGGACCAACUGCUGACAAUUUUGACCCAAAAAGGUGGUUAGAUUCUUCAUUAAUUAAAGAGGUUACAAAUUACAAUUAUUUGCCUUUCGGUACAGGUAUUAGAUCUUGUAUAGGUAACAAAAUAGCUUUAAGUGAGUUGAAAGUAUUAUUAGGUAUGCUAGUUAGAAAUUUUACUAUUCAACCCGUUGAAGGAUUUAAUGUUAAGAAAAGGGUUGGUAUAUUUGGUAAACCAGAUCCAUAUGUUGAAUUAAUUGUUUCCAUGGUUGAAGUUUAA